Messenger RNA from Mesorhabditis belari, 3870 nucleotides. NCBI's taxonomy places the organism in Eukaryota, Metazoa, Nematoda, Chromadorea, Rhabditida, Rhabditidae. The record is from the annotation of a GenBank genome assembly.
AUGGAUGCGGUUAUGGAUGAUGGAGAAAAGCAAUCGACCAGUGCUGAUGUUAUGCUGCAAGUGCAAGUGCAAGAAACAACGGCUGCUAUUGAAAAGACAAAAGAGCUACUGAUGACGGCGAAAGCAUCAAUUGUGCAAAGCAAGGAAUUAACCGAUCUUUUGAGCCAACAGACGCUUGACUUCGGAAACUAUGGGCAGUUUGGCUAUGCUCCAUAUUUUACUACUAGACGUGGAAAGCGACGUCAUACACGAGCGAAUGCCCCAGUUCCAACUCGUCUUCCGGUUAUGACAAAGAAUGACAUCGUUGUGUUUCUCGAUGAAGAUCGUGUAGCUUUGGGUAAUAUUGCAUUGAAUACACAAAUCCAAUGCGUUACAUCGCUGCGUUACAAUACGGGAAGAGACCUACUUCCUGGCCAUCAAGUCAACGUUUCCACGAUUCCCGACGACGAUCAAGACCUUUUCGACGUUAACAAGUUGGUUGUUAUUGAUCGUGGACUGCAGCUUGGCGAAAAAGUCGGAUGGGCGCAUCAAACGUAUAUGAAGCAACCCCACGAAUAUUAUUUUCCUUGGCACCAAGAGCACAAAGGACUUCAUGGAAUCGUUGUUGAUUACAAGGUUAACGGAGAUGCUUUGAUUCUUCCUGAAAAGAAAUAUGUGAUCAGAAACGUCGAUUUGCUGAAAUUUGACCCACUUGUAAUGGCUCCGUGUAAAGCAAAAAUGGAGGACGAUGUUUUCAGAACGGGAUUUGCAUACACAAAGAUUCAUCGACAAGUUACGAGCGUUUCUUAUGGCGGAUGGAUUGGUGAGGUGCUGGACCAAACCAACAAAGUCUCGUUGGAAUAUGAUAAAAAUUUUGUCAUCACUUUCAUUGAUGAUAGAAAGGUCGUUAAGCUUAUCCCGGCUGAUGGUUCGUGUGAAGAUAAGUGUUAUAUUCCCGGACAACUUGUCAAUGUUCGGCUUCGUGAUUUGCUCGAUCCUGUUUGCUCGUGGAAUCAAGAGGCUCCACCAGAAUUGUUUCGUCAAACCAGGGGAAUCAAAGGACGCAAAUCAUCCGUACAAUGCACAGUCUUAUCGAUCACACCCGAGCUGUUAACUAUUAGCUGGAAAAAAGCAAUCGAUGCUAAAGCAAGUCCAGAACCUGCCGGACAACUUCAAGGAGAAGAAUGUCUCAAGGUCCAAGUAAUUCAUCGAACUCGACUUGUACGUGCGGGCGACCGUCUUGCGAUUAACCGAAAAUUUUUGGCUGACGCACACAUUUGCGAAAGAUCGGAAUUUGAAACAGCCCUCAACAAAACGUUCAACGAAAUCGUAAAAAAGAAAGAGAAUGCUAAGCUUGCCGGUUGUUUCUACGCUGGCUCAACUGAUUUGGAUGACUGCCCGAUGUCAUCCUCGCUUGCAAAGGGUCUCGUAAAUCAUAUAAGAAAAAACAAAAUGAAGAUUUGUUCAUACGGUGAAUUCCAAGAAGAAGAAGCUCUCUGCAACGGACAAGAGCCAGUGUUCGAGCCUCUUGAAGAGCUCCCUCCAGUUGAAACUACGAUGGUUGAAAGUGUCGAUUUCUUCAAAGACGAAGUCAUGGUGGAGGUUGUUGCAACUCAAACAAAAGUAAGCAUUAUGUGGUCGGACGGAACAAUCUCAGACGAUGUUGAUGGUCGACUUCUAGCCCCGAUUCCAGACAAAGAAAUGGCAGGCGCAGCAAAUGCUGCAGGAAUCCCUUGGCUUUUCCCGGGCAAUGUUGUCCAACGAAAAAACUAUCCGUUGAAAGGUCCUGUCGUUGGAAUUCUGUCGGGUCCAAAUACAUCCAUCGACAUCAAUAAAUUUAAAAACAAUGAUAGUGGUUAUGGAAUUGUUUUAUCUGUCAACGACGAAGAACGUUUUGCAAAAGUACAGUGGUUGGAAGUUAAGUAUGGUAAAGUAGUGAUUCAGGUCAAAGAAGUCGAAGAUUGUCCUUUGUUUGAGCUAUCACACCAGAUGGAAAUUUUCAAAAUUAGUCCUGGUCAACUCGGAAUACUGUCGGAGAGUGAAACCUCUUCUCGUCGUGAUGGCUUACUAGAGUCACUUUUUAUCGCCGGUCGCUUUUUGCCCAAUGGACAAAGGGUUGUUCGUUUUCUGAAUGGGAAAGUUGCGAACUUUUGGCCAGUCGAAAUGCGAGGCCUUUCACAUUUUUCAAUCAAAUAUGGCUUGGGAUUUAGCAAAUUACAUCUUCCAAGCAUAUUGAAGAAAGAUCCACUCACAAUUAUUAUGGCUGAUUCAACCAUUCCCAAUCAGAAUGCUGAGCCACCGAAAAAGGUACAAAAAAAGUCACCCGAGAAGAUCAAGAAAGAAGGCAUGGUACAAAUUUUUGAUGGAACGAACGAAUGGAAUGUAGCUAGUCUCGUUGCAAUGGAUUCCUCCAUGAAUGGCGACUCGGAAAAAUCACCGCUUAAAAAGCCCAAAGCAGAAACAUCGCAAUCGCACUUCGUUGGAUUACUUCCACAAGACUUUGCAUCAAUGUCAGCUGCCGAGGAUGAUCUUUUGAGCACUUCUGACUCAAUCGAUGACUUCAAGCUUCCGAUUGGGUUUAUCUCCAGCUUGGCACAUGACGACUUUGCACAAACCCUAGCAACAAUUGCGGCUGCUGCAGAAAUUGUCUACCCUAAAAGCUCACUUGCUAAUGAAAUCAAGAGACAAUGUGAUUUGGCUAAAGUCAAGGUUGGGCCAAUGUUUUUCGAUGUGAUGAAUGAGCUGGUCAAAUUGAUCGAAAAGGACUUAUUGAAAGUCGAGGAGCUUGAUUAUAGCGCCUUAGUAUUGAAGGCAGCACACUGGGAGAAUGAAAAUGUCCCGGAGGAAGUCACCACAUGUCUCAACUCAUUGUUGGCCUUACCGCAAUGCGAGCAGAUGUUGAAUUCUCUAAAGCUAGCUCUCGGUGUGAAGACUACAACAGGCAAUGCAAAAACAUCGAAUUCGACGUUGAAUGCGAAUAACGGUAAUUUGGUAUCACAAGACGAUUCUGCAAUUCGUUCUGCAAAACAGAUGCCAAAGGAAUCAAACGAAAACGGUGGAGUAGCAAAACCCGUUGCGAAUGCGACCGGUUCGGCAUUCCAGAUGUUGCCCACGUGUACUUCGCAUAAAUGGUUGAAAGUUGAAUCAGCUUCUUUCAAUGCUACCUUCAAGCGAGCAAUUCAAAAGGAGUACAAAAUGUUUGCCGAGCUUCCAGAAGGAAUUUUUGUUCGAGCUUAUGAGAAUAGAUUGGACUUGUUGCAUGCGAUAAUUGUUGGGCCUCGUGGAACGCCAUUUGAUUCAACACCAUACUUUUUUGAAAUUAAGCUUCCGGAUGAAUACCCGAACAAGCCACCAAAGGUUAACUUCGUUCCUUAUUCAACAGAAGCCUUGAAUCCAAAUCUCUAUCAAGAAGGAAAAGUAUGCCUUUCUUUGCUCGGCACUUGGGCUGGCAAGAAAUCGGAAAAAUGGGAUCCCAACAUUUCCAAUCUUCAGCAAGUGUUUCUAUCAAUUCAAGGUUUGAUUUUAUAUUUAUUGCCGUAUUGGAAUGAACCCGGUCGUGAGCAUUCAAAAAAUGACCCGCAGCAAAUUAUGGCUUCAGAAAGAUACAACGAAGCAACCACAAUGAGCUCGAUUCAGUAUAUGGAGAGAAUUUUUGAAUCUCCGCCCCCAUCGUUUGAAGCUAUGAUUCGAAACAUUGUUUCUUCUGGACUCCCAGACUAUCGCACACGGAUUGAGAGUUGGUUUGAUGAAAAUAAUUCGCUCGCAAAACCAGAAUAUCCACUUCCGCGAUUAUCGAAAGGAUUUCAACUGGCGUUGUCAAAUGCUGUAAGCCGAAUCCAGAAAGCUAUUGACGAGACAUCAAAAGCCAACGGUGAAGAAGCUAUGAUCCAU